Messenger RNA from Trichomonas vaginalis G3, 444 nucleotides. RefSeq names its product glycine-rich protein family. The transcript has a single exon. The record is from RefSeq and is a predicted model, not a curated record. NCBI's taxonomy places the organism in Eukaryota, Parabasalia, Trichomonadida, Trichomonadidae.
UUGUUUGAAUUAUGGGGUGCUUCAGGCAUAGGAACUGGAUCGAACGGUGCAUACGUCAAAGGGUAUAUUAAAUUUGAUAAAUCUAUAAAAUUAUAUCUUCAUGUCGGAUCUAAAUAUUAUUCUGGUGCAACUCUUCCGUCUUAUGGUGGCGGAGGUCCAGGCCAAUUUUCUGGCGGCGGAUCAUCUGAUAUACGCCUUGAACCAGGCGAUUUUGGAGAUUUCAACGGUUUGAAAAGUCGAAUAAUCGUUGCUGCUGGUGCAGGGUCUCAGGAUGGUACACUCAUUGGAAAUGCAUUUUAUGAGGAUGCUGGUGGUGCUGGAGGCGGGCUACUUGGAUUUAACAGCACAUAUGAGCAUGGUCUUGGCGCCACUCAGAUAUCAGGAGGACCGGAAAAGGUCUUGCCGGCACUUUUGGAUUUGGAGCUGGAAAUCCAAAUAGAAUAG